CCCAGAGACGGAGUAACGAUUUCUCCCUUGCUUUACUUCUUCUCACCUUUGUAUUCUUUGGUUCUAGUAUUCUUUCAAACAGGUUAUUCAGGCAGGUGUUACUUUUAAGCGCUCAUCGUGAUUUACUACUAAUUUUAAGGGGCGAGGGUAGAGCUGACCAUUCAUUUCAUAUCUUGAAGGCAAUACAUUUCUUCCAAGAAUCGAACACACUGACUAUGUCAAACUAAAGUCAUAUUUCCAUUCAUGUGGUUCAAAUAAUAAUAAACGAGUUUCUUAAAACUUGAAAUACGGGUAUCCAGUCAUCUGAUGGUUUCUUUCAAGAAGUAAAAAUUUGUAGCAAUUAUAAAAGUAGUUCCAAAUUGAAAUUUCAAAGCCUGUUUAAAAUUUUUUUCCUUUGAACAUUUAUUUGUAUAAUGGCUACCACAAGCGUGGACUAUAGCGAUUUCUUGCUUGUUUUCAAAGCUUUACAACUGAAAGAAAAUGAACCAAAUGGAAUGAUUUGCCUUUGCGGGCUUGAAAAAGAGGAUACUGCUUUUUCAAAAGAUAACGAAGAUAUUAGAAAAAUUAAUCGUCUUGUAAGUAGUUUAGGAUUACGAGGGUCUUUUAGGGAUGAUUCUUUUCAAAUAGAAACUAUAAUGGUACCAGCAAGGAGUGAUUAUCCUUCAUCAACUAAAGGGGAAAAGUUGUUUUCGAACGAAAAGAUUAAAUUGCAAAAGAUUUUUAGAGCUAUGUCACCUUACAAGCGAUUAGUUUGGUGUGGCCGCCUUCUAAUUGAAUUCCACGAAGAAAACCAAUGCUGUCGGUAUUUAUCGUCUGCUCUGAAGUUUUAUGUAAAAGCGAUUGAAAACGUGAAUAGCGCUCGACUUUACAAUAGCCUUCCUGUUGAUAUGAAAAUUCAAGAACUUUUAAGGCUUUCAACUAAAUUUCGCGUUCACCAGAGUGUAUUCCUCGAACUGUUGAGAUUGUUAAGCACACCUGGAUAUUAUCGUAGAUCGGUUCGGACUAUCGAUGAUGUUUCAUUGUUAGAAGAUAUAUUUAGAGCAACAAACGACCGUAAAAUAGAUAUAUUUGUAUUAUGGAAAAAAUUUGACAGCAGAUCUUACCAUUCAUUUUAUUGUUUUAUAUAUGAAAAAAUUGAAACUUUUACUCCAUUAAUAAAAUUUGGAAAGACAGAGUGCAUAUCUAUAGAGAGUGGUGGAUAUUUGAUGGAAUCAUGGAGCGGAAACCGAAAUUUUGUUAAUUUAUUCAAUUUGAUUUAUGCAUACGCCAAGAAGUAGUAGACUAAAAGUUGCUGCAGACUUGUAAAUUCAACUGCUUUACAUAAAAUCUAAUUUUAAGACUGGUAUAG
Messenger RNA from Parasteatoda tepidariorum (common house spider), 1348 nucleotides. RefSeq lists its product as uncharacterized. Lineage: Eukaryota; Metazoa; Arthropoda; Arachnida; Araneae; Theridiidae. Gene Ontology annotation, biological process: intracellular signal transduction. The record is from RefSeq and is a predicted model, not a curated record.